AUGGGGAUUUUUUCCAAGAAGCGCCAUGGGGAAAUGUUGGCCACGGAUGAAGAAGGCCGCUGCUUCACGUGGCGGCUGGAAAAUUUCUCUAGCUUCAAGUUAGGCACCACAUUAGACGGUAUGAACGUUGUUGCCUUCACCAAGGCAAAGUUUCACCUCCACAUGACGAUUGACACAAAUGGUAACAUAGGGUUGUAUUUGCAUUACAAGGCAACCGGCAUUCCAAAGUACUCGUACUACUUUUCUAACAGCAAGGGUGAGAUAAUGCGGCGGCACACGGCCCACACAAUUCCCUACAACACGGAACGGUGUGGUCACUGGAACACAUGCUAUCGGCCUGACAUUCUUGAAUUUAUUGGCGAGGAUGAUGUGCUCUUUGUGAAUUUCUGCUUUGAUAACGACAGUCUGGCGCUGGUCCGUGUGUCGCCGAAGAAUCUGGUGGUGACGUGGACCGUGCCACAUCUAUUCAGGCAAGUGCUGAACCCGUACUCCUCGAACGGGUUCGUGCACGAAGGCGUUCUCAUCGGUUUGAGGCUUGAGAUCAAAAAGGAGGCCGGCGCCAACGACGCCUUUGCCCCAUACGACGUUCGGAAGAUCAAAGAUCUUGUUUUCUUCCUCUUCUCUCGCAAGAGGGAUGUCCCACCGCACAGUAUCGAGCUGCUCGACAGCAGAGGCAUGAGCAUCGCGAAGCUCGACAGGAAGGAGACACCCGGCGUACAGACGUUGACGGUGUCGAAGGAAGUUCUGUGGGACGCACUCGGGGAUGAUGGGGAGCUGCAGGUGCGGGUUGAAAUUAUCUGCAGAGGUAACCCGAUUGAUGCACUCAACGCACUCAGCGGGUCUCAGUUGCAACAGCAGCAGCAGCAGCAGCAGCAGCAGCAGAGUGAAUUGAGAGAGGGCGGUCAAGCGGGGCCGCCACGGACUGUACAGAUUGGCGACAAGAAGGAGGAGUACGUGGUGUUUCAUGGCGAUGAUUAA
Trypanosoma cruzi is the source of this 978-nucleotide messenger RNA. RefSeq lists its product as uncharacterized. Bases 1 to 978 code for a protein of 325 amino acids. The record is from RefSeq and is a predicted model, not a curated record. The transcript has a single exon. NCBI's taxonomy places the organism in Eukaryota, Euglenozoa, Kinetoplastea, Trypanosomatida, Trypanosomatidae.